UUACGACAGUGCUGUGCGCCGAUACGCCAUCGCUACCGAGUGAAGUGCGUCUCUCUGGAGCAGAUACCGGCUGAGAGAAACGCAGCAACAAGAGAAAGAAACAUAUUCCGUGCUUGUUUCCCACCGGGCCUGUCUCAGAGCACGGCGCGCUGUCAGAUUCUGAAACGAAAGCUCGAUGUGGAAGCUGGGCUGAAGAAAGGAAGGGCCACGCUGGAGAAGAAGGCAACUAGCCGAAUUACCACAGCGAGCUCGAGCUGGAGGAUCAGAGUUACCUCCCAGACGACGCUUUAAAAAAGAAAAGGGGGAAAAAGGAGCAAGGAAAACGGAUUUAAGUGAGCCAACCGGCGGUAAAAAUGGACUAUGAUUUUAAAGUGAAGCUGACCGGCGAAAGAGAGCGUGUGGAGGACCUGUUUGAGUACGAAGGAUGUAAAGUGGGCAGAGGCACCUACGGUCAUGUGUAUAAGGCGAAGAGAAAAGAUGGGAAGGACGAUAAGGACUACGCCCUCAAGCAGAUUGAAGGCACUGGCAUCUCCAUGUCAGCCUGCAGAGAGAUUGCAUUGCUGCGGGAGCUGAAACACCUAAAUGUCAUCUCACUGCAGAAAGUUUUUCUGUCACAUGCAGACCGUAAAGUAUGGCUGCUGUUUGAUUACGCUGAACAUGACCUCUGGCACAUUAUUAAGUUUCACAGAGCGUCCAAGGCAAACAAGAAGCCGCUUCAGUUACCCAGAGGAAUGGUGAAGUCUCUGCUCUACCAGAUCCUGGAUGGCAUACAUUACCUUCACGCCAACUGGGUCCUCCACAGAGACCUUAAGCCAGCUAACAUUUUAGUGAUGGGGGAAGGACCAGAGAGGGGAAGAGUAAAGAUUGCCGACAUGGGGUUUGCCCGUCUCUUCAAUUCACCGUUGAAGCCUUUAGCCGAUCUUGACCCCGUGGUGGUCACGUUCUGGUACAGAGCACCUGAACUGCUGCUGGGAGCUCGGCACUACACCAAAGCCAUCGACAUCUGGGCGAUUGGGUGCAUCUUUGCAGAACUGCUGACGUCUGAGCCUAUUUUCCACUGUCGUCAAGAGGACAUAAAGACAAGUAACCCUUACCACCACGACCAGCUGGAUCGCAUCUUUAACGUCAUGGGCUUUCCUGCUGAUAAAGACUGGGAGGAUAUCAAAAAGAUGCCUGAACACUCUACGCUGAUGAAAGACUUUAGAAGGAACACAUACACAAACUGCAGUCUUAUAAAGUACAUGGAAAAACACAAAGUCAAACCAGACAGCAAAGCAUUCCACUUGCUGCAGAAGCUGUUAACAAUGGACCCCAUCCGUAGAAUCACAUCGGAGCAGGCCAUGCAGGACCCCUACUUUUUGGAGGAGCCCUUGCCUACCUCUGAUGUAUUUGCAGGUUGCCAGAUACCUUACCCCAAGAGGGAGUUCCUGACAGAAGAAGAGCCAGAGGAUAAGGCAGACAAAAAAAACCAGCAGCAGCAACAGGGCAACAACCACACAAAUGGGGCUGGUCACACUGGCAACCCUGAAAAUAGCCAUGCCCAAGGCCCCCCACUGAAGAAAGUGCGAGUUGUUCCACCCACCACUACCUCAGGUGGCUUCAUCAUGACCUCAGACUACCAGCGCUCUAAUCCACAUGCUGCCUACCAGAACCCUGGACCAAGCACAUCACUGCCCCAAAGCAGCAUGGGAUACUCCUCUACCUCCCAACAACCACCCCAGUAUUCCCAUCGCUACUGAGACUCUCCACACACACACACACCCCUCACCAUCACCAUGCCCACCUGAAAGAAUGUACUGUGGGAUGCGGGGAUGUUCCUGGCAAAAGCUGCCGCCCCUCCCCCAUCCACUCCCCCAGAGAGGGCACCUUCUCUACAGCAGUGAGUUAGGCCAGAAUGACAAUGAUCCACACAUCUCUAAAAUAACACACCAUAACCCCAGUAUUAAAAGCACCGCUAUAUAGCAAAACCCGAUGGCUAAACGUCAAGGCAAGAGAAUGAGAAGUUAUAACCAUAAUGCUUAUGCUCCUGUUAUUUGGGUUGUGGUUGGGGUUAAUUGGUGAACAUAGCAAGAGCAUCCGAUGCAUUUUUGUUGCUCAGAUAUAAACUGAACCAAGAGAAGGUGACUUGUUUUCGGGGACAUGUCAGUGUGUUGUCAUCAUCCUCCCCAUUCCUGUUGAAGCUUGGAUAAGACUGAAAGCUGCUAUGUGACUGCCACCAUUGACGGAGUCCAUUAUUUUAGUUUAGUUUUGUUUUUUGUGUCUGUGGCCCUGUGAGGGCCUCAGUUGAGGAUUUAAUUGAGCUGCUGUGAACCAUGCUGGGAGGAUGUGGAGUUGCCACGGCUGUGGCAUUGAGGGUUUUGUUCCGAAAUGACGGGGAAAAAGUAGUACUUUAUAAUUUAAUCUGUUCUCAUGGUUUUGUUUUCAUAGCAAGAGCGGCAAAGCAGUAUGCGAUGACUGAGCAAUCAGGCGCUGUACGCUGUGGCCGAGCCUUACAACAUGACAAAAUCAACCAAUAGCAUGGAGGAUAGCAGACGGAACAUGCAUUGUACUGUAUUGUAUUGAAAUAUUUUACAUGAAGCAAGUAUCCUGACAAUAAAAGUAGAAACAUUGAU
Thalassophryne amazonica is the source of this 2612-nucleotide messenger RNA. RefSeq names its product cyclin-dependent kinase 8 (gene cdk8). Gene Ontology annotation, molecular function: cyclin-dependent protein serine/threonine kinase activity; RNA polymerase II CTD heptapeptide repeat kinase activity; ATP binding. The coding region runs from base 354 to 1739 and encodes 461 amino acids. NCBI's taxonomy places the organism in Eukaryota, Metazoa, Chordata, Actinopteri, Batrachoidiformes, Batrachoididae. Gene Ontology annotation, biological process: protein phosphorylation. The record is from RefSeq and is a predicted model, not a curated record. Gene Ontology annotation, cellular component: nucleus; mediator complex. The transcript has 14 exons.